Molecule: messenger RNA, 2337 nt
Organism: Pygocentrus nattereri (red-bellied piranha)
Lineage: Eukaryota; Metazoa; Chordata; Actinopteri; Characiformes; Serrasalmidae
Product: cytoskeleton-associated protein 2
Exons: 7
Coding region: 180-2093 (637 amino acids)
Biological process (GO): negative regulation of microtubule depolymerization
Cellular component (GO): microtubule cytoskeleton
Source: RefSeq, a predicted model, not a curated record
CCGUAGCGCGAAAGUCAAAUCUGUUUGACUGUUGGAGGCGGAGAGGCAGGUUUGCAGAGACGAGCUGCGGGAUUUCAUCUGCACUCUGAAAUAUUUUUCAUAUUUUCGGACGCCAGCUAGACACUACAGUCGGGGUGAUCAUUUAGGUCUGUAAAGAGCGGCUACAGAGACUCCACACGAUGGACACGGCAGUGAAAAAGAGCAAUAAAGAAAACACCAAGCCGCUGGCUGGUCAGAAAAGGCCCGAGUCCAGAAGUGUCAUAUCAAAGCAAAAGCUGGUUAAAGUUGCACCUCUGCAGUCCAAAAAUGACCUUAAGAAAGAAAAGAAGGAGGAGACCCUGGAAGAAAAGCCUGAGGCGCAAGAACAAGUCAAACCGGUAACCAAGACCAACACGUCGGACCCUAACAAGCGGAAAACGCUGAGCCAGGCUUUCCGCACCGAACAGUCCGUUAGACACAGAAAACUGGUGGUGGAGGCACAAAAGCCCCCACCAACGGCGCCCCCCAAACCCAUCCUGGGCACCUACAAGGGCAGAGUGGUGAAGUCUAAAAUAGACUGCUUCAGGAAGCCCCCCAGUGGUGAAGAGAAAGCGGCUGAGGCAACAGCCGUCGCUAAAUUCGCUAAACCAAGCGUGCCUAAACCUAAACCUGAGCUGGGAACUUUGUCCAAAAUUCGAUCAAAGAGUGUCACCACUUUACCUGGUGCCUCUAGACCACCACGACCUCAGCCCAGUUUGCCCAGCAGAGCAAAGUCUGUGUCAGAUGCGCCGCUAAAUGUGGCGGAGAAGCCAAUCCAGAGGUCCAUCUCUCAAAGACAAGUCCCAGCCAAAGCUCCAGCGCCCGCUCGACCCACCGUGCCUCGCCCAGCAACCGUCCCACCAAGGCCGGCUGCAGUGACCACAGCUCGUCCAGCUCCCAGCAAGAUCACCUCGUUCAUUAAAAAGAAGGAGCCAGCAGUGCAGAGCGUCAAACCCAAACCUGCUGCAGCUGUCACGGAGCAGAAAGCCCAGAGGCCAGCCAGCAGCACCAUCAGCCAGUACAGAGUCCAAGUGGAGACCGCCGAGGAGAGGAAGGCAAAGUUGGCAGAAUGGUUGGCGUCAAAGGGGAAGACCUUGAAAAGACCACCGAUGACCGAGAAAGCGGCUCCACCAGCAAGCAAACCUGCUCCGCCACCCAAAGCUACGCAGGAACCCAGUAAGGUAGCACAGCUCGAGCCUCAAGCAGAACCUGAGGAGAACCAGCCUGGCUGUGAGGGGACGGGUAACAAUCGGCUUGAGCGUGAUCUCGUCCCUCAGAGCGAGCAGGUGUUUUCCAGCAGCCCGAGCCACAUCAUGAACACCACACUAGACCUACUGGACAGUUCGGAUGUGGAUCUUCCUGUAGAUCCGGAGAUCAGAAUGGAAUCGCUGGUGCUCAACUUGUGUGACAAGCUGGACGCGAUGGAAAUCCCUUCUUCUUGUGAGAACGAUGCAAAGACAGGUGAUGAGGAAGUUGCGAUUUUGUUUAAUGUCAAGGUGGAAGAAGAAACGGUUAAAGAGUUUGAGAUCCUGGAAGAGGAAGAACUGGAAGUAAAGCAAGAGUCAGCGGACGAUGUCGCAGUAGACGGGCAGGAGGUCAAAGUAGAGCGCGAGGAGAAGGUUCUGGAGCGGAAAGAUGUGAAGCCGUUUAAUGAUGAGGUCUCUGAGGAGGAGGACGAUGACGGUGAUGAUGAGGAGAUGGAUUCCACACCUGCUGAGGUUACAGAAGCAUCUGUGGUGAAGUACAGCGUGAAAACGACUCCGUUCCUGCAGAGUGUAAAGAAGAGGAUGGAGACUGAAGGAGAAACAGCAGGCAGCGCCUCUCGCCGCAAGAGCACCAUCAAAGACCUGAAAUUUCUCACGCCAGUUCGCCGCUCGUCACGCAUCCAGCGCAAAUCCUCCCGUCUGCCGGACAUGCUGACUGACCACGACCCCUGCGUCUCCUCGCUGGCUGAGCUGGUGCAGCUGGACGACGCCGACUCCAACGCCUACAUCUACAGGAAGAACCCUGCGCUGCUGGACCACCUGCCCUACCAGGCUGGAGACUUGGAGAGGUUAUCGGAGGAGAAAAAAUAAGCUGAAGUGAUGGAAAAGGUGCAGAGGUGUUUGAAUGUUUUUACUAAAUGAAUAUGCAAAUUGACUAACUAGGCUCCGCCCACAAAUCAAUUCAGCUGUAGCUGUAAUUGUUAAUACUUGAGAUGUAAACAGAGUGUUUGUGUGGAGGUGUCUUUACAGUGGUGGUGAUAGGAACCAGGGGUCGCCAUGACUACAACACUAAUAUAGACAUUUUAUUUACCAUCCAUAAGAGAUCAUAAAUCAU